Molecule: messenger RNA, 7041 nt
Organism: Asterias rubens (European starfish)
Lineage: Eukaryota; Metazoa; Echinodermata; Asteroidea; Forcipulatida; Asteriidae
Product: vigilin-like
Exons: 23
Coding region: 215-4066 (1283 amino acids)
Cellular component (GO): nucleus; cytoplasm
Molecular function (GO): mRNA binding
Source: RefSeq, a predicted model, not a curated record
CGUGUGGGUGUGCAUCUUUAGACUCUUUCCGGAGUAACUGCGACAAGCGGUUAUCAAAACUAUUUCAGACAAUAUUUUCACAAUUUUACUCCGCCGUGGACUGUAAAAACAGACACAGUGGAGCGAAAGCGACGUAAAGUUUAAUUUUUGGACGGAUUUUCCGGAAGACAGCAUCCACUUGUUGGAUCUGUUUGACUUGAUAACGGCCAAGACCAUGAAUACGGACACAGCAGCAGUAGCAUCCACCCGUCCCCCUCCAGGAUUUGGGCCAAUACCUGGACCAAUGGGAGAUAGUAACCCCACAGUAAUCAGUCUAGAUGAUGAAGCUUAUGAACCACCAACCUAUGAUGAAGUGUUUCCCCCAUUGGCAACAGCAGUUGGAGCUGCAAAUGAUCAGAGUAGUGAGGGGGUUCCUGGUGCCAUGUUGCCACGGAUGGCAUCCUAUGCCAGAAUGGCUGUCAAGUCUUCCACUAUUACUCAGGUUUUCUAUGUGCCUUUGGAGGAACGUCGAUACAAGGAGAUGAAUCAAGGCUUUGGAGAAAGUGAUUCACAAUCCGGCAGAAUCUGUGCAGAGAUCAUGAAGUCAACAGGAGCUUCAAUUGAAAUGAGUUUGGCAAGGGACCAAAGCCUGACAAUUGUUGUGACUGGGAAACCCUUAUCAGUCAUGGCAGCACGUAGGGAAGUCCUCAAUAGACUGCAAACACAGGCCAACAUCAGUAUCCCGAUCCCUAAGGAGCACCAUCGUUUCAUCAUUGGUAAAGGAGGAAGUAAGAUGAAAGAGCUGGAGAAUAUUACUGCUACUAAGAUCAACAUCCCAACUCCUAAUGACACCUCUGAUCUGAUUCAUAUUGUGGGACCUAAGGAAGGUAUAGAGAGAGCUCGUCAUGAGAUACAACUCAUCUCUGAGGAACAGGCCAAGCUAGCUUUUGAGCGUCUUAGCAUUCCUCGUGUGUACCAUCCAUUCAUUGAAGGACCUGAUAAGAAUUAUAUCAAGGAAGUGAAAGCCAAGACAGGUGCCAAGAUCCAUGUGCCACCACCCAGUGCACUCACUGAUGAGAUUGUUGUAUCUGGAGAGAAGGAAGGUGUGAAAGAUGCUAUAGAUUGGAUCAAUGCUACUUACAAUGAGAAGAAGUUGAAGACUACUACUGUAUCUCUUGAGGUGCGUAAGUGUCAGCAUAAGUAUGUGAUUGGACCAAGAGGCAGUAAUAUAACAGAGAUUCUGGAAAAGACAGGUGUAUCUGUGGAGAUGCCAAGCCUGGAUACAGUGUCUGAGACUAUUACACUGCGUGGUGAACAACAUCAACUUGGACAAGCCAUUACCAUGGUGUAUGACAAGGCUAAUAGUGUUGUCAUCAGUGAGGUUGGUGCCCCAGCUUGGUUGCAUCGCUUCAUCAUAGGACGGCAAGGAAAGAACAUCCGCAGCAUUACACAGAACCUGUCUAAUGUUCAUGUGGAGUUUGAGGAAGGGCGUGAUAAGAUCACAUUGGAGGGACCUCCAGAACAGGUGGAAGAGGCACGUCGGGCUCUUGAAGAAAUCUCACGAGAUCUACAGAGUCGAUUGGAUUUUGCUGUUGUCAAGAUAGAUCCCAAGUUCCACAAGCACAUUAUUGGCAAGGGUGGUGCUAAUGUCAAUCGCAUCAAGAAGGAAACUGGAGUAUCAAUCCGUAUCCCUGCGGAUAGUGAGAAGAGUAAUGAGAUUCGUGUUGAAGGUAGUCCUGAAGGUGUGCGUCAAGCUAAGACUCAACUCGUGGAACUGGCCACCCGUAUGGAGAAUGAGAAAAGUAAAGACAUCUUAAUUGAGCAUCGAUUCCAUCGUUCCAUCAUUGGUACUAAGGGAGAAAACAUCAGAGAUAUCCGUGACAAAUACAACCAGGUCCAGAUUACAUUCCCUGAUUCUGGCAUGAAGUCUGAUGUCGUCACAUUGAGAGGACCUAAGCAAGAUGUGGAUAAAUGCUACAAGUUUCUUCAGCAACUAGCCCAAGAGUUGGUGACCAAUAACUUUAUGAUGAGCGUGCCCAUCUUUAAGAAGUUCCAUAAGAAUAUCAUUGGAAAAGGUGGUUCUACCAUUAAUAAGAUCAAAGAAGACACAGAGACACGUAUUGAGAUACCUACAGAGAGCAGUGAUAGUGAUCUCAUACAGAUUACUGGCAAGAAGAAGAAUGUAGAGAAAGCUAAGGCACAAAUCAUUGCCAUUCAAAAUGAACUGGCCAAUAUCACUGAGACUGAGGUGAGCAUCCCAGCUAAGUUUCAUCAAUCCCUUAUUGGUGCUAAGGGACGUCUGGUACGUGCUAUCAUGGAUGAAUGUGGAGGUGUACAUAUACAUUUCCCUAGUGAGGGAUCUAAGAGUGAUAAGGUCACUAUCAGAGGACCUAAAGAGGAAGUAGAUAGAGCCAAAGAAAAACUGACUGAACUGGCCAAUGAAAAGGAGCAAGCCAACCAUUCCAUUGAGGUUCAUGCUAAACCAGAAUAUCAUAAGUUCCUGAUUGGACGAGGAGGAGCUAAUAUUCGCCAAGUACGUGAGGAAACAGGAGCUCGUGUAGUAUUUCCAACCACUAGGGAUGAGGACAAAACACUGAUAACUAUCAUCGGAACUAAGGAAAAUACUGGCAAGGCUAAGGACAAACUCCUAGAACUCAUCAAAGAUCUGGAAAACAUCACAGAAUGUGAAAUCACGGUUGAUCCAAAGUACCAUCGUCAUUUUGUAGCUCGUCGUGGUCAGGUUUUGAGAGAGAUUGCAGAUGAGAAUGGUAAUGUGACCGUGAGUUUCCCUCGUAAUGGUUCUAAGAGUGAUAGAGUCAUGGUUAAAGGAGCUAAGAACUGUGUGGAAGCAGCUACUGCACGUAUUGCUGAGAUUGUUGCUGACUUGGAAGCUCAAGUGACCAUUGAGUGUAUAAUACCUCAGAAGCAUCAUCGUACCAUCAUGGGUGCUAAAGGAUCUCGGGUUCAACUUGUCACAAGUCAGUAUGAAGUAGGAAUUAAGUUUCCUGAUCGCAAUCCUAAUGCUGACCAAGCUGAAGAGGGUGAGGUGGUACUGAAUGGUGAUACUAAUGGCGACGCUCAUGAAGAGGAUAAACCCAAGAAAUGUGACACUAUUCUGAUCACGGGAAAGAAGGAGAACUGCGAGCAAGCCAAGGAAGCAUUGGAGAAACUGGUGCCAGUUACUGAAGAGGUGGAUGUACCAUUUGACUUCCAUCGUUUUGUCAUUGGUCAGAAAGGAGCUGGUAUUAAACAUUUGAUGGACACCUAUGAGGUAAACAUUGCCAUACCACCAGCUUUGCAGAAAUCGAACCAGGUUAAAGUGAGUGGACCAGCACCUAAUGUAGAGAAUGCUGUACAAGCAUUGAAGGCUAGAGUGGAAGAAUUACAUCAAUCUGAAGAAGAUAGACGUCUUCAGAACUACAGUGAGGAGGUUGCUGUUGACGUAAAGUAUCACCCUAAGAUCAUUGGACGUAAAGGACAAGUUAUUACUAAGAUCAAAGAGGAGCAUAAGGUGAAGAAUAUCCAGUUUGCUGAUCGUAAUGCUGCCAAUCCUAACAUCAUUACUAUCAUUGGAUAUGAGAAGAGUGUUCAAGCAGCCAAGGAGGCCAUUUUGGAUAUUGUUCAUAACUUGGAGGACCAACACACUGUAGAGAUUGAGAUAGAUCAUCGUAUACAUAGCAGACUGAUUGGUGGUAAGGGCAGAGCUAUCAAUAAAGUCAUGGAGUUAUACAAAGUGGAUAUCCGAUUCCCUCGUGGUACUGAUGCUAAUCCUAAUCUAGUAACCAUUACUGGUCUAGAUGAGAAUAUAGAUGAGUGCCAGGAAUAUCUGCUCAAUCGACAGGAGGAAUAUUUACAAGAGAUGGACGAGUCAGUGGAGUUACAGCAGUAUACUAAACCUCCAAGCCGUCAUGAAGAUCAACAACCUAAAGCUGAUAAUCCUGGCUUUGUUGUACGUGGUGCCCCAUGGAAUAAACCUCCUGAUACAUCUAAUACUAUGGACUUCCCUAGUAUUGGUGUUGCAGAAAACCCUACACCAGCUGUAGUUACUGGAUCAUCAUCAUCAUGGGGAGCAUGGUCUAAACGCUAAUCAUAGAUGAUGAUGAUCAUCAUGCUAAGAGAUAAUGAUGAUCAUCAUGGGGAGCAUGGUCUAAACGCUAAUCACUAGACCCAGCUAAGAGAUGAUGAUCAUCAUCAUGGGGACCACGGUCUAAGCGCUAAUCAUAGAUGAUGGUCAUCAUCAUGGGGACCACGGUCUAAACGCUAAUCAUAGAUGAUGGUCAUCAUCAUGGGGACCACGGUCUAAACGCUAAUCAUAGAUGAUCAUCAUUUACAUGGGGACCACGGUCUAAACGCUAAUCAUAGAUGAUCAUCAUUUACAUUGGGAGCAUGGUCUAAACGCUAAUCAUAGAUGAUCAUCAUUUACAUUGGGAGCAUGGUCUAAACGCUAAUCAUAGAUGAUCAUCAUUUACAUUGGGAGCAUGGUCUAAACGCUAGUCACUAGACUUACGGGGUAGCUCAUACAUGUAGAUGCUCAUCAUUUACAUGGAGAGCCUGGUAUAAGUGCUAAUCACUAGACCCAUGCUAUUAAAUUCGUACUUACAUCCUGCGUUAUUCUUUAUUGGUUUCAUUUUCAGCAUACAUCAGAAGCUUUAUGCUGCAAUCUUUUUAUUCUUUGCAGAUGUAACCUUUUAUCUUUUCAAAUGAAACAAUUAAUAUUAAACUCUUAAUGCUGAAUGGGACGGAUCCUAUUAUCUUUAUUUAUGCAUCUUGAAUACCAUUUUGCCUUGUCCAUGGAUACAUGCUUUCUCAUCUUAAUAUAUGACAUUAAAUAUUGGUUUGUUAUCUCUCUCAAGUUUGCUACCAAAUUCAUUUCCAUGUUUGAAGAUUUGUGUUGGAAUAUCAGAAUGAGUCUGCACUUAUUGAAACGAUUGAAGAACAAACCUUGAUUUUGUGAUGCAGUUGGUUUCUAGCAAAGGUGUACAUCCUCUCUACACCAUCUUAGCCUUCUAAUAUACUUCAAGACACUUAUCUUUAAUGUUACCAUGUGGACGUUAUUCUGGUUCUUAGUCAACGCAAUGCAAAGUGAUUUUGAGGCAUGCUGCAAAGGAUUCAUGGAGGUUAUUUCAAACUAUUUGAAAACCUCGAUAGCGUUUUUAAUGUUACAACUAUUCUUUGUAGUCAUUUUAUGUUUCAUUAAAAAAAAAAAAAAAAAUGUAUUUGAUGAAUACCGGUAUAUUUUGUUGAUCAAGUUGAUCAAUCACUGCAUUGCUAUUUCUUACUUACUAUUCUCUAUGCACUAAUGUAUAUAGUUGACCAUUAGGUACCAGAGCAGUACAUGUAGUUGAUGGUUUGCAUUGUAUGUCAAUUAAUACAAAGCAAUUAGUUUCUUAUCAAUCAAUAAGUAUCAUCUUAAUAGUUUUCUAUUGAGAAACAUUCCACAUCCAAGUUUGUUUUAAAAAUUGUGUGACUAAUAGUUUUUUAUUUGUAGUAAUAUUAAUAUUAAUACUGCAAAAUUUCUUGCUUGACCAAGAUUGAAAAUCUUGCUACUUUAUUUAAUUAUUUGUCCACUUGUUUGCCUUUUGAUUGAUACAACUCCUCGCUAUGACCAGCUUGACAAUUAACAGUACAUAUCGAGGAGAUGUUAAAUGUUGAUAUAGUAAUCAACGUGAUACCACGUUCUCCUCACAUGUUCAUCUUGGUGUAAAGUAAUAACAUAAAGUCAUCUUGCAAACAGCACAAACAUAGAAUGAGCCAAUAUAGCUAGCAUUGUAUGUAGAAAUAUAAUGUAGAUAUAAGCUGUAUUCUCUUCAAGUAGGCUGGAAUACUUCAUUCUGAUUGGUCGAUAUAAACCUGUAUUGCACGGCCCAUAUCACACCCUGCAUGCUCUAACUGUGCGUCAGGUUAACUUAUGACCCAACUGGAAUGAUCAGGUUAAUUUAUUCCAACUGGAAUCAUAAGUCAAUAGUUAUGUAUUAACAUUCCUAUGAAUGUGCAGCUAGUAGUGGGAGGAUUUCAUCACGGUGUGAUAAUAAGAGUGGUCUUAAUAUCUUUUAAAUAUGAUCUCAUACGGCACCUUUGUCAAAAAUUGAUUUUCUAUUAUUCCUCAUCAAUACUCAGUGUAGUAGGUUUUUACAAUUGCAAUGAUACAAAUGAACUAGUGACUAAUCCAGCAAUCCAGAAUUGUGUUUAAAUAAAGUAAAGUACUCCAAUACUCAACUCUAAAUACACAUUUCAUUUCAUUGUAGAGGUGUAGUUAAAAUAAGUUACUUUUAAAUUUUUGUUUUCCUUCCGUUUCAUUAAUUAGCUUUGUUUAUGUUUAGAGCCGUCUGUUGAUUACUGUUAGCAGGACUAUUUUUGGUAUUCAGAGGUCAGGAUUAUUUUCUGUUUAAUUUUUAGAUCAGUAAUAUAAAAACAAAUUGAACAUAUAUUGUACAUGGUUAUUUUUCAUAAACUUCAUCUGGUUUCUUUUCAUUUCUUGAAUUAAGCAGUAGUUUAUUAGAGUUUGGAGGUGAUGAGAGACUGAGGUUGGUUUAUAAGUCAAACAAAUCUAGUUAUGGCAGAUGAAACUUUAUCAAAUAUAAUAUUAAUAUUAAUGCAGUAUUUGUUUAAUAACUUAAUCAUUAACAGACUCUUUUUAUUUUUGGUCAUUACUCGACUGCAAUUUGGGGGAACAAUUGUAGCAUUGAUCACUUUAAUUAUGUGGUUUAUUUAAUAUGAAACUGGAGUUGAUAUGGAACUGUGCUGUUUAUUUUCAGAGAAUUGUGUUUUUGUUUGAACGAUUUAUUAUACACUGCCCAAAUUGGAAGUCCUUGCGAGUAUUAAUUAACCAGUUAUAAGGUUAACUACGCAGUGUAUUCACCAGAACAUCAUUCUCUAUCUAACGAUAUUAUGUAAAAGAAAUGAAACUAAAGCCAGCCAAGAAGGUUGGAUUAAUGUACUAGGUUUGUAUAUUAAGAUUAAGAUUAAGACGUGCCAUGUUGGGGAACUGUGAAGUUCAGAAUCAAUAAAUUGCAACAAUAUUGAGAAAUAAUAAACAAUUCAAUAUAUUCUAAAUAAAUACAA